This is a messenger RNA of Penaeus indicus, 629 nucleotides long. RefSeq lists its product as uncharacterized. Bases 81 to 596 code for a protein of 171 amino acids. The record is from RefSeq and is a predicted model, not a curated record. The transcript is spliced from 3 exons. NCBI's taxonomy places the organism in Eukaryota, Metazoa, Arthropoda, Malacostraca, Decapoda, Penaeidae.
CUUGGCUUGUUGUGAAAACUCUACGGACUGAGAAAGAAUCUUUUCGAUACCGUUCCUUCCCUUUUCCUUUCUCCGAGGAAAUGGGGCCUGGAAUUAGAUGGUUCUUUUGCUUGGUUCUCCUGGCAGGACUUCCUACCCGCGGCUCCACGGACUGUGCCCCCGCUCCUCAUAUCGCCACCGGGCACGUCCUGGAUGGUUUAAAAGUCUGGACAUGCCCGCUGGGGACAGUCUGGUCCAAUGGCGACCGUGUUCACAUCUCUAACUGUGAUGACGAUGCCAAGAUCGACGACACUUUGAGUUGUGUCCAUGUCAACAUCACCACGCUACCUUGCCCAACCGAUAUCACGCAGCAAUUUACGGACAUUGAAGAGCCGGUUGACGUGGGAACCUCCAGCAAGUACCUGAAGUGCCAAGGAGAGAAUAAAUGGCUGUCAGGACGCGACCACAACUUCGUGCACUGCGAAGAAGGAGCUUGGACAAUUGUUAGUGAUAUGUGCGACAAAGGUGAGGGGUUGUUGGUGUUCUGCAUGAGAGCUACUUGGGGGCAAGUUCCAGUGUGUAUCUCCUUAAUGUUUUGUGUAAUUCGAUUAAAGUAGCCAUUGAACUAAAACACAUAUGGAGAUUCUAAA